Molecule: messenger RNA, 1185 nt
Organism: Chrysoperla carnea
Lineage: Eukaryota; Metazoa; Arthropoda; Insecta; Neuroptera; Chrysopidae
Gene: Task6
Product: two pore potassium channel protein sup-9
Exons: 6
Coding region: 75-1181 (368 amino acids)
Biological process (GO): potassium ion transmembrane transport; stabilization of membrane potential
Cellular component (GO): membrane
Molecular function (GO): potassium ion leak channel activity
Source: RefSeq, a predicted model, not a curated record
UGCAAGAGGCAUUCUUCAGGCCGAAAGGUAGCGGACCGCGCAACAGCGGGCGCCAUUAUGAGGCCCGCUAAAGAAUGAAGAAGCAAAACGUUCGCACGCUAUCCCUGAUUGUGUGCACAUUCACAUAUUUAUUAAUUGGAGCAGCUGUUUUUGAUGCGCUUGAAAGUGAUACGGAGAAAAAACAUAAAGACGCUUUACAAGCUAUCGAAUCAAAAGUAAUUCGAAAAUAUAAUAUCAGCGCUGAAGAUUAUCGUAUCAUGGAAACAAUUGUAUUAAAAACUGAGCCUCAUAAAGCAGGUCAACAAUGGAAAUUUACUGGUGCUUUUUAUUAUGCAACAACUGUUCUCACAACAAUUGGCUAUGGCCAUUCAACUCCCAGUACCAUUGGUGGUAAAUUAUUUACAAUGGUAUAUGCAAUGGUUGGUAUACCAUUAGGAUUGGUUAUGUUUCAAAGUAUUGGUGAACGUGUAAAUAGAUUAAGCAGUGUUGUAAUUCGUUCGGUAAAGGAAUCUUUAAACUGUAAAGAAACUUCAGCAACUGAAGUAGACUUAAUAUUUGUGGUAACUACAUUAAGUUCACUUACAAUGGCUGGAGGCGCAGCUGCAUUUUCUAAAUUUGAGGGAUGGAGCUAUUUUGAUAGUGUAUACUAUUGCUUUAUCACACUUACAACGAUAGGUUUUGGCGACAUGGUAGCGUUACAAAAGGAUAAUGCCUUAAAUGAAAAGCCAGAAUAUGUUAUGUUUGCCCUUGUAUUUAUAUUAUUUGGAUUAGCCAUAGUAGCUGCAUCCCUUAAUUUACUAGUUUUGCGGUUUGUUACAAUGAAUACGGAAGAUGAACGGAGAGAUGAAGCGCAAGCAAUGCAGGCUUUGCAAGGAGCAGUUCGAUUGGAAGGUGAUGUUAUAACGGCUAAUGGUUCCAUAUUGAGUGGACAAUUAGGCCAAUUGACGAGUUUUGGGAAUCAUUGUAGCAUGGAUUCAAUAUCACAGGAUGCUGCAUCAAUUUGUUCAUGCCAUUAUUGUGGCUGUUGGAGAACACGCCCUAGACGGAGAUCCUCCUCACUUCGAAUACAUCAUUUGCUACCUCUGAAGGAACUUCGUCCAAGUUCAAGUGGCAUACGUAAUGUAGAUAGCAGAGUUUCACAGCCCGAAUUUCCACCACCGCAACACAGAGCUUCAAUUUAAAAAA